AUGACAAUGAGCGCACACAAUAUCGGAACACGAGCUUCACCUAAAACUGGCUGCUCCACUAAUUUAAAAAAGAUUGAUUUGCAAUUUUCAUUUAUUUAUUGUGAAAAAAUAGUUACUACAGGGAUAUCUGCCAUUGAAAAAUCUGUGUCUCUUCGAACAAUAUCAAUUGUAUCGUUUGGUGAAGAGAAAGAGGAUCAGUUAUUUCUAAAGAAAAACUUCGUUACACCUCCUCUUUCGACGGAUGUUAAGAGCGUUCUAAUCAACCACAAAAGACUGGCUAGAGGUAUCCAAGCAAAAGCCCACAAAUACUACUCAUGA
This is a messenger RNA of Komagataella phaffii GS115, 318 nucleotides long. RefSeq lists its product as hypothetical. The transcript has a single exon. Bases 1 to 318 code for a protein of 105 amino acids. NCBI's taxonomy places the organism in Eukaryota, Fungi, Ascomycota, Pichiomycetes, Pichiales, Pichiaceae. The record is from RefSeq and is a predicted model, not a curated record.